CCCAUGUAAUACCGCUAGCGGCGGCUGACCUUUUACCCCUCUUGUCACCUGAUCCCUGCAGUGACAGGCUGGGUACGAAGACCAUGCUGGGUCGGACCCUCCGAGAAGUUUCCGUGGCACUGAAACAAGGCCAAAUUACUCCAACUGAGCUCUGCCAAAAAUGUCUUUCCCUCAUCAAGAAGACCAAGUUUCUAAAUGCUUACAUUACUGUAUCAGAAGAAGUGGCCUUAAAGCAAGCUGAAGAAUCAGAGAAGAGAUAUAAGAAAGGUCACUCACUCGGGUAUUUAGAUGGAAUUCCUGUUGCUGUAAAAGACAACUUUAGCACUUCUGGCAUUGAGACAACAUGUGCAUCAAAUAUGCUGAAAGGUUAUGUGCCACCUUAUAAUGCUACAGUAGUUCAAAAGUUGUUGGAUCAGGGAGCUCUAUUAAUGGGAAAAACAAAUUUAGAUGAGUUUGCUAUGGGAUCUGGAAGUACAGAUGGUAUAUUUGGACCAGUUAAAAACCCCUGGAGUUAUUCAAAACAAUAUAAAGAAAAGAGAAAACAGAAGCCCCAAGCAGAGAAUGAGGAUUCAAAUUGGGUCAUAACCGGCGGAAGCUCGGGAGGGAGUGCAGCCGCUGUGUCAGCGUUCACGUGCUUUGCGGCUUUAGGAUCAGAUACAGGCGGAUCCACCAGAAAUCCAGCUGCCCACUGUGGGCUUGUUGGCGUAAAACCAACCUAUGGCUUAGUUUCUCGUCAUGGCCUCAUUCCCCUGGUGAAUUCAAUGGAUGUGCCAGGAAUCCUAACCAGAUGUGUGGAUGACGCAGCAAUUGUAUUGGGUAUACUGGCAGGGCAUGACCCCAAAGAUUCUACCACAAUGCAAGAUCCUGUUAAACCAUUUAUUCUCCCCAAUUUGAUAAACGUGAGCGAACUAUGUAUAGGAAUUCCAAAGGAAUAUCUUGCCCCAGAAUUAUCAAGUGAAGUGCAAUCACUUUGGUCCAAAGCAGCUGACCUCUUUGAGUCCAAGGGGGCCCGAGUAAUUGAAGUAUCACUGCCCCACACCAGUUACUCCAUUGUUUGCUACCACGUGUUAUGCACAUCAGAAGUGGCAUCGAAUAUGGCAAGAUUUGAUGGACUAGAAUAUGGUCACAGAUGUGACAUUGAUGUGUCUACUGAAGCCAUGUAUGCUGCAACCAGAAGAGAAGGGUUCAAUGAUGUGGUGAGAGGAAGAAUUCUCUCUGGAAACUUUUUUUUAUUGAAAGAAAAUUAUGAGAAUUACUUUGUCAAAGCACAGAAAGUGAGACGACUCAUUGCUAAUGAUUUUAUGAAUGUCUUUAACUCUGGAGUGGAUGUCCUGCUCACUCCCACCACUUUGAGUGAGGCUGUACCAUACAUGGAGUUCAUCAAAGAAGACAACAGAACACGAAGUGCCCAGGAUGACAUUUUUACUCAGGCUGUAAAUAUGGCAGGCUGCAUACUAAGGAGCCAGAAUAACUUCCUGCUACACUCAGUUCAUUCUCUGAUCACAAAUGAGCUCAUUGAUGGCAGAGAAACAUUAGUGGGAACUUAACAGGCCUCACUGGACUUGGUGGCGCAUCUUUUUAGUGAGUAAGUUUCAGAAUACACAAGUCACAUCCAAUAUGAAAGACUUGUAGAUAAUUUGGUGAAGGUGCCAAGAGCAAGGAGGUUAUGGCAGAGACCUGCCCCCACCCCAUCCUGGAUUCUCUAUGCCUGUGAUCUCCUUACCUUCUGACUUUCUUUAUGCGCUUUCCCUUUUGGGAUCCUUGAACCCAAAGAAACAUUAAUGGGAAUCUGUAUUUUGAAUCUGAAAAACAUCCAGUGACCAUCAUACAUUUACCCACUAUACAGUUCUUUUAUUGGGAUUUUUUGGCCUUUGCCAGAAUACCCUUCUAAUGUGGCACUUUUACUUAGUUGAUAAGCGUAAGAAGUUGAACUAUUAUUUAAUAAGUUAAGGGAAAAAAUAUUUUCUGUGAAUUUCCUGAGGGGAAUAUAUAAAAGGCAGAAGAGAGAGCCAUUGAAAAAAUCACUGAAAUAUACCAGUGAUACUCAAUCUCAUGAACUUCACAUGAAAGUGUUAUGGGCUAGACCCACUGGUAUUGCAAAUUUUGACUUUGUAUUCCUAAAGGAGUAAGAAGUCCAUUAGAGAGAAUUGUAUUACUUUAUACAAGAUGAAGAACUCCAUCUUGAUUGAAGGGGCUAGUAUGAUGUUAAAAGCUAGCAAAUAUAUCUUUACACCAGUCUUUUUUUAUGUGUGUAUAACUUGAAAUAAAAUUGUUUUUCAAAGAACAUUUAUCCUCCCUUAUUCCUAUAGGUCUACUUAAGCUGAACAAACAAUUUGAAUCUAAAAGUGAGGAAGUGAAAAAUUUACUAUUCUCACAUAAUAAUACCCAAGUAACAGAAACUAAUACCUAACUUGUUUUUCUUCCUUUAUCCAAAGCCUAUUAGGUCUCAUUUUGCCAAAUCACUUUAUGAGAAUUUAGGAAUGGCUUUUGUAUCUCAGCAAGUUAAACCCUGCAAUUGUGAUCAGCAAGAUCACAAUUCAGAGCAGUGCGCUUCUGAAAGGCCGAGGGGCUACCAGUGUAGGAGUUCUUUAAUACCAUGCAGUGAAGCCAACUGAAGUUAGGCUUAACAACAAAAGCAUUGCUAGAGUGAAAAAAUGUGAAGUGGUCAUAAAACCUGAAACCACAGAGAGCCAAGGGAGUAGGUAGAAAAACCAGUGUUCUCUGUUGGUCCACACAGUAUUACCAAGAAAAUCGUUUGGAACCAAGAAGGCAGGGUGUUCCCUUUGAAUGGCUAUUUGACAUCUGCUCUUCAGGAACAUAGGAUUUUAGACCAUCUAGAAAAGAUUAUUUGGUACAGAAGAGGCAUUUCUAAAAACGAUGAAAAAUGAUGAUGACUCCAAUUAGGAAAUAAUCUGUUCUUUCUAUUAGACCAGAAAUGCCUUCACAAUUUCGAACAGAAUCUGAAGGACAUUGAAAGUGAUAUUGGGUAGAUCAAUAAGUAGACCUUAUUCUGCGAACUAUGUUCAGAUCCUGUCCAUUCAAAGCAAGGGUGCAAACUGGAUUUUUUAUUUUUUUUAUUUUUAUUUAUAUGUGCAUACA
Molecule: messenger RNA, 3099 nt
Organism: Condylura cristata (star-nosed mole)
Lineage: Eukaryota; Metazoa; Chordata; Mammalia; Eulipotyphla; Talpidae
Gene: QRSL1
Product: glutaminyl-tRNA synthase (glutamine-hydrolyzing)-like 1
Exons: 11
Coding region: 84-1547 (487 amino acids)
Biological process (GO): glutaminyl-tRNAGln biosynthesis via transamidation; mitochondrial translation
Cellular component (GO): mitochondrion; glutamyl-tRNA(Gln) amidotransferase complex
Molecular function (GO): glutaminyl-tRNA synthase (glutamine-hydrolyzing) activity
Source: RefSeq, a predicted model, not a curated record